This is a messenger RNA of Pomacea canaliculata, 490 nucleotides long. RefSeq lists its product as uncharacterized. NCBI's taxonomy places the organism in Eukaryota, Metazoa, Mollusca, Gastropoda, Architaenioglossa, Ampullariidae. The transcript is spliced from 3 exons. The record is from RefSeq and is a predicted model, not a curated record. Bases 34 to 348 code for a protein of 104 amino acids.
UGAGGUCCUACUCGUCUUUCAGACCUGGUGACAAUGAAGGUCGCUGUACUCGUCCUUGCUUUGACUGUAGCCGCCAUGGCUCAGCAUCGUCCCCCAGAGGAGACUCAACCACCACCUAUAUCUAUAACAGUCGAGGAACUAGUCUGGCUGGAGGUUGGCAACAUCAUCAGGGCCGACACUCGCAUCUCCCAGUCGGAGUGCAAGGCCAGGUGUGAUGCUCACUUCUCACUAAGCGAUGACCUGGACGAAUCUCUCACAGACAUCAUUUGUCAACGGGAAUGUGAGCUGGCUGUCGCCGGCCACGAGGACUUCCACCGACCACCAGGAGAACGUGGCGGUCGUGACUAAAGAUGUCGGAUGCACAACAUCAGGGAUAGAGAGCAGUUUUAAAUAAGCCGUUGAGAGCAAAAUAAUCGUUAGCAAGACAAUGAUUGUCCAAUAAUCUGGUUGAUAUAUUGAUACACUUAUCAUUUAAUAAACACUUGUUAUG